AUGGAAUGUAGAUUAUUUGAGGCGGAGAAAGCGAUAAACUGGUUCGGUGAUGGUGGAGGGAACAUAGAGCAUAAGAAGCUUCGAGGUCUUCGUCUGAGGCGGCGCAAUCCAGAGAUUAUACGCGAAUCUCAGCGACGGCGGUUUGCUAAUGUUGAACUUGUUGAUAAAAUCAUUCAACUUUACGAAGAAUGGAAAAGCCGUCAAUUCGAGCUGGAACAGUUCCGAAAGGAUUUCAACAAGAUCAACAAAGAAGUCGCCAAACUCAGAAUUGCAGGACAAGAUGCGACUUCAUUGAUUAAAGAUACCGAGGAAAACAAGCAAUUGACUGCGAAGAAAGAAGCACAGGUUCAGGAGGCCCAAAGAGCAUUGCAUUCAAAUCUGAAUCUGGUUGGAAAUAUUGUUCAUGACACUGUUCCCGUUAGCAACGAUGAGGCAGAUAACGAGAUAGUUCGGAGUUGGGGAGAGAAGAGGGAGGAAGCAAAACUGAGAAAUCACGUGGAUCUUGUCGAUCUUCUUGGAAUUGCAGACCUGAAAAGAGGUGCCAAUGUUGCUGGUGGUAGAGGAUAUUAUCUAAAAGGAGAUGGUGUGCGUCUCAAUCAAGCUCUAGUGAAUUUUGGCCUUGAUUUCUUGGAGAAGAAGGGUUACACACUGUUGCAGACUCCAUUCUUCAUGAGAAAAGAUAUCAUGGCCAAAUGUGCUCAAUUAUCACAAUUUGAUGAAGAACUCUACAAGGUAACAGGUGAAGGAGAUGACAAGUACUUGAUUGCUACUGCUGAACAACCACUUUGUGCAUAUCACAUGGAUGAUUGGAUCCAUCCAACACAGCUGCCAUUAAAAUAUGCAGCAUAUUCAUCUUGUUUUCGUAAAGAAGCUGGAUCACAUGGGCGUGACACUCUUGGGAUUUUUCGUGUUCAUCAGUUUGAGAAACUAGAACAGUUCUGCAUCACCAGCCCUAAUGAUAAUGAUUCAUGGGACAUGCAUGAAGAAAUGAUGAAAAACUCAGAGGAGUUUUAUCAGAUGUUGAAACUUCCAUAUCAGGUAGUUUCUGUUGUUUCUGGUGCUUUAAACGAUGCUGCUGCAAAGAAGUAUGAUUUAGAAGCAUGGUUUCCUGCAUCCAGUACUUACAGAGAGCUUGUUUCGUGCUCAAACUGCACUGAUUAUCAAUCAAGAAAACUGGAGAUUAGAUAUGGGCAAAAGAAGAGUAAUGAGGAGACAAAGCAGUAUUGUCAUUUAUUAAAUUCUACCCUCACAGCAACAGAGAGGACUAUAUGCUGUAUACUUGAGAACUACCAGAAAGAAGAUGGUGUUGAAGUGCCAACAGUGCUACAGGGAUUCAUGGGUGGCAAGACUUUCUUGCCUUUUCAAUCCACUGUUAUCAAAGAAGCAAAAGGAAAGAAAUCAAAGGCAUAAAUUGUUUCAUGUUUCAAGCUUACAAUCGAAGGUUAGAUACUUGGUAAGUUAUUUGAUUUAGUUAGUCUUUAGUUCAACAUGCAGAUUGGAGGAUUGUUGGGAAGACACAAAUGGUAACGUAGGCAAUGAGGAUGGUGAUUAACAAUCAUAAGAGACAGUUUUGCUAGUUAAAUAGCUGUUAUGAUUGUUUUAAUAGAAACUUUGAUUUGGUGUAAGCACAAUUUCAAACCUUAUUUUUGAAGAAAGUUAUCUCCGCAUGUUGAGGAUGAGAGAGAGAUUCCGUAUAUGAUGUUUUGGAUUUUGGGUUGACAUUGUGACUGACUUUCAUCUAAUUUAACCUAAACUUGAUGAAUCACAGACAUCAAGAAAUGGGUGAACUGAUGUAACAUUUAUAUAAGCCGUGACACCCCCAAAAUAGUGAUAGGGAUCUAUGAUUUACCCCCACUUCAUGGACCGCCUAGAGGGUGUGCUUUACCUUAUAUGAACAUUUUACAAUCUUCUUUUAUGUCCUUCAAUAUCAUAUAU
Messenger RNA from Lactuca saligna, 1935 nucleotides. The record is from the annotation of a GenBank genome assembly. Lineage: Eukaryota; Viridiplantae; Streptophyta; Magnoliopsida; Asterales; Asteraceae.